UCGCCGCUCCUGGAGCUCUGCGCAAAGAAGAAGGCUCUACCGGAAGGGCAGCAACUCCAUGCACACUUGAUCAAGUCCUGCGCCGUAUGGGACUCCGCGUUUCUGAGCACCAAGCUUGUUUACAUGUACGGCAAAUGCGGCGCCGUUUUGGAUGCACGGAAGGUGUUUGAUAAAAUGUCUCACAGAACGGUUUUCACUUGGAACGCUAUGAUUGGGGCAUUUGCGGCAAAUGGGGAGCCUUUGAUGGCUCUUGAUAUGUAUAAUGAAAUGCGGGUUUUCGGGGUUAGGGUAGAUUCGUUUACUUUUCCUUGCGUGCUGAAAGCGUGCGUUGCUGUUGGUAGUCUCUGUUGUGGGGAGGAGGUUCAUGGCUUGGCUGUGAAAUGUGGGUUUGAUGAUGUGGGGUUUGUGGUUAACUCUUUGGUUGCGAUGUAUGCGAGCUGUAAUGAACUCGGUGCAGCGAGGAAGUUGUUUGAUGGUGUGGGAGAUAAGGAGGAUGUUGUGUUGUGGAAUUGUAUUAUUUCGGGGUAUUCAGCGAGAGGGAUGUCGGAUGAAGCGUUGGGAUUGUUUCGGGAAAUGCAGAAGGUGGGAGUUGCCAUGAAUACGUAUACUUUUGUGGCCGCUCUUCAGGCUUGUGAGGAGUCAUUUUGUGGGAAACUCGGUAUGGAGAUUCAUGCUGCUGUGUUAAAGUUGAAUUAUUGUGUUGAUAUUUAUGUGGUGAAUUCUUUGCUUGCUAUGUAUGUGAGGCGUGGUAAAAUGGAUGAGGCUGCAAGGAUUUUUAGUGACUUGGACGACAAGGAUAUUGUUUCAUGGAAUACGUUACUGUCUGGUUUUGUCCAAAAUGGACUGUAUAAGGAGGCUCUGCUGUUGUUCCAUGACAUGCAGAGGAUUGGUCAUAGACCUGACCAGGUUUCGUUGUUGAAUAUUCUUGCAGCAUCUGGUCGGUUAAGAAGUUUAAUGUCAGGAACGGAAGCCCAUGCUUAUGCUAUUAAAAAUGGAUUUGAUUAUGAUUUGCAGGUUGGGAACACACUGAUAGAUAUGUAUGCUAAGUGUUCUUGUGUGAACUUGAUGGGACGUGCUUUUGAGAAGAUGCCAAAUAAAGACUUCAUUUCUUGGACAACAAUUAUUGCUGGCUAUGCUCAGAACAAUUGUCACACAGAGGCCUUAGAACUGUGCCGGAAGGUGCAGAUGUUGGGGCUGGAAGUGGAUGCAAUGAUGGUAGAAAGUAUUUUAUCGGCUUGUGGAGCUUUGAAAUGUGUUCCUUUGGUAAAAGAAGUUCAUGGUUACGCUAUAAGGAGAGGUUUAUUUGAUCUCGUCUUGCAAAAUGCAGUUGUCAAUGUAUAUGGCCAGUGUGGUUACAUAGACUACGCAUAUCGGAUAUUCAACUUGAUUGAAUCUAAAGAUGUUGUGUCUUUAACAAGCAUGAUAUCUUGUUAUGUUCAUAAUGGGCUUGCAAAUGAGGCUCUUGAACUUUGUCACUUCAUGAAAGAAACAAAUGUUGAACCUGACUCCAUAGCGCUUGUAAGUAUACUGCCUGCUGCCGCUAGUUUAUCUGCUUUAAUGAAAGGGAAAGAAAUUCAUGGUUUUCUUACUAGGAAGGGAUUCAUCUUGGAGGGAUCUGUUGCGAGCUCUCUUGUUGAUAUGUAUGCCCGCUGUGGAACUUUGAAGAAUGCAUACAACAUAUAUAACUCUGUUAGAAACAAAAAUCUAAUCUUAUGGACUACAAUGAUCAAUGCGUAUGGGAUGCAUGGUCACGGCAUGGAAGCCAUUGAUUUAUUCAAGAGGAUGCAAGACCAACAGAUUGUUCCUGAUCAUAUUACGUUUUUGGCUCUUCUAUAUGCCUGCAGUCAUUCGGGAUUGAUUGAUGAGGGUAAAGGAUUAUUUGAAAUCAUGAGACAUGAGUAUCAAUUGGAGCCCUGGCCUGAACAUUUUGCUUGCAUGGUUGAUCUUCUUGGACGUGCCAAUCGAUUGGAAGAGGCGUAUCAUUUCGUCAAUAGCAUGGAGAGUCAACCUACUGCUGAAGUAUGGUGUGCUCUUCUUGGGGCUUGUCGUGUUCAUUCUAACAAAAAAUUUGAAGAAAUUGCUGCAAAGAAGAUCUUAGAGUUGGGCUCCAAGAAUCCAGGAAAUUAUGUACUUGUGUCGAAUGUCUUUGCUGCUAGAGGAAGAUGGGAACACGUAGAAGAAGUAAGGAUGAAAAUGAAGGGAAUUGGGUUGAAAAAAAAUCCAGGAUGUAGUUGGAUUGAAGCUGGAAACAAAGUUCAUACAUUCACGGCUAGGGAUAAGUCUCAUCCUCAGUCCAAUGAAAUUUACCAAAAGUUGGCUCAAAUUACUGAGACAUUAGAGAGGGAAGCAGGCUAUGUGGUUCAAACCAAAUGUGUGUUGCAGAAUGUAGAGGAAGAAGAGAAAGUUCAAAUGCUUUAUGGACAUAGUGAAAGGUUAGCCAUUGCAUAUGGUCUACUUAACAUUCCCGAGGGAACCCCUAUUCGAAUUACAAAAAACCUGCGGGUUUGUAUGGAUUGCCAUACUUUCACUAAACUAAUUUCCAAAGUUUUUAGGCGGGUGCUUGUAGUUAGGGAUGCUAAUAGAUUUCAUCAUUUUAAGGAUGGGAUAUGUUCUUGUGGCGAUUUCUGGUGA
Messenger RNA from Fragaria vesca subsp. vesca, 2631 nucleotides. Its product is annotated as pentatricopeptide repeat-containing protein At3g63370-like. NCBI's taxonomy places the organism in Eukaryota, Viridiplantae, Streptophyta, Magnoliopsida, Rosales, Rosaceae. Gene Ontology annotation, molecular function: protein binding; zinc ion binding; RNA binding. Gene Ontology annotation, biological process: RNA modification. The transcript has a single exon. The record is from RefSeq and is a predicted model, not a curated record. The coding region runs from base 124 to 2631 and encodes 835 amino acids.